AUGUCAAUUCAGAAGGCCAUUAGAAAAACGCACUAUGCUGAGAAAAGUCUAUUGGAGGAUGACUACAGCGAAGAGGAGCUUAACAAACUUAUGAAACUUCACUUCUCAUACUAUCGCAUAAUUCCAUCACUGGAAGUAAUAAUAUCGGAUGUAGUGCAUCAAGAUGCUUCUAAACUUAUUAAAAGUCUACCUCUUAGCAAUGAUUCGAUUCGUCGAAGAAUUGAUCAAAUGGGUGACAAUGUAAAGGAAAUCCUUAUUGAAAGACUGAAGCGAAGUAAGUUUUCAUUACAAAUUGAUGAAAGCGUCAUUGUAGAUAGUAAAGCUGUUUUAAUGGGAUUUUUUGAAAACAUUUCACAACUAUCCGAGAUAAGUAAAUAUUUUAUUCAAAACAAUAUUAUGACAUAUUGUCAACAUUUGACGGAACUAGAAGCGGAUAUAUCUCUUAGGUUCAAAGAUUUGUUUGAUUUGGAAUUUGAAGCAUGGAUGAUUGAUCCGUUUUCAUGUGUGCCAGAAGAUAUGAACGAAACAAUCCAAGAAGAGAUAAUUGAAUUGAAAUAUAAUGAAGAAUAUAUUCACAGAUUUCAACAGGAUGGUAUCUCUAAAUUUUGGCAAUCAAAAGAUCUAAAAAUGAAAUUUCCAAAUUUAUGGAAGGAAAUGAGUAAUGUACUAUUGACAUUCCCUACCACUUAUUUAGUUGAAAGUGGAUUUAGUUUUGUCAAUCAUAAUACACAAUGUGAAAGAAAUAGACUGGAAGUGUGUUAUAGAGGCGAUAUACGCCUAAAGUUGAGCAAAAUUAAACCCGACAUAGAAUAUUUAGCGAGUAAACAUCAAUAUCAAGGGUCUCACUAA
Octopus sinensis (East Asian common octopus) is the source of this 849-nucleotide messenger RNA. RefSeq names its product SCAN domain-containing protein 3-like. The transcript has 3 exons. Lineage: Eukaryota; Metazoa; Mollusca; Cephalopoda; Octopoda; Octopodidae. The record is from RefSeq and is a predicted model, not a curated record. The coding region runs from base 1 to 849 and encodes 282 amino acids.